AACACCAGCAGACGACCAAGCAGUGACAACUGACAAGAGGUGAAGAGGACAACUAAAAAGAAAAAUGUUACGAAGUUUUUCAAGUUUUUUAAAGCACUCGAGUUCAUCAUUUAGGCUAUCGUUGAAAAACCAAAGUUUGACAGCACAAGUUGGAUGCGCAAUUCAACAUUCCAGUCUCCGAUUUUGCCACAAUGAAGUAGACUUAGCUAAAAGGGCAGCCAAUAAUCCGGCUUUGACAACUCCAACAAUAUUUAGUAAGAUCAUUGAUGGUUCCAUCCCCGCCAAGAUUAUUUACAGAGAUGACAAGUGCCUGGCAUUUCAUGAUGUCAGCCCACAAGCUCCAGUGCACUUCCUAGUCAUCCCCAUCAAACCAAUCACAAUGUUGGAAAAGGCAGAGGUGGAAGAUCAAGAGCUUUUAGGACACCUUAUGUUGGUUGCCAAGAAAGUAGCAGCCAAUCUAAAACUGGAAAAAGGCUACAGAUUAGUUGUCAACAAUGGACAAGAAGGUUGUCAAUCUGUUUACCAUCUUCAUCUGCACGUUUUGGGAGGCAGACAGAUGAAUUGGCCUCCAGGAUGAGAAAAAUUAAUUCCAUUGUUAUAUAGCUCAGUUAUCGUUUCAAAUUUACAGGUGUUUCCGCACCUUAACAUCCGCCAACUUUGAUUUUCCAAAGAGGAAAAAGUACAUGCCUGAUUAAUAAAAAAAAUAUUCACCCAGAAUA
Molecule: messenger RNA, 719 nt
Organism: Daphnia pulicaria
Lineage: Eukaryota; Metazoa; Arthropoda; Branchiopoda; Diplostraca; Daphniidae
Product: adenosine 5'-monophosphoramidase HINT1-like
Exons: 4
Coding region: 65-577 (170 amino acids)
Biological process (GO): purine ribonucleotide catabolic process
Cellular component (GO): cytoplasm; nucleus
Molecular function (GO): hydrolase activity
Source: RefSeq, a predicted model, not a curated record